CAUUUCUCCUCUGCCCAUUUCUUCAUUUACAAAGACAAAUCUCUUUCUGUGUCUCUGUCUCUCUCUCUCUCUCUCUCUCCUUGUGUUAAAUAAAGAAGAGCAAAAACUAGAACUACUUCUUUUGCAGCAAAUUCAUCACUUCCAAAUGGGUCGGUCACCGUGCUGUGACAAGGUGGGUUUGAAGAAAGGGCCAUGGACGCCUGAAGAAGAUCAAAAGCUCUUAGCUUACAUUGAAGAACAUGGCCACGGAAGCUGGCGCGCCUUGCCGACAAAAGCUGGCCUUCAGAGGUGUGGGAAGAGCUGCAGACUCAGAUGGACUAAUUAUCUUAGACCUGAUAUCAAGAGAGGAAAGUUCAGCUUGCAAGAAGAACAAACUAUCAUUCAACUCCAUGCUCUCUUAGGGAACAGGUGGUCGGCUAUAGCUACUCACUUGCCGAAAAGAACAGAUAAUGAGAUCAAGAACUACUGGAAUACGCAUCUUAAGAAAAGGUUAGCCAAAAUGGGGAUCGACCCUGUGACCCACAAGGCCAAGAAUGAUGCCCUACUCUCCAACGACGGCCAAUCCAAGAAUGCUGCCAACCUCAGCCACAUGGCUCAGUGGGAGAGUGCUCGCCUUGAAGCUGAAGCAAGGCUUGUUAGAGAAUCAAAGCUACGUUCCCAUUCAUCAUUUCAACAUCAUCAGCUUGGAAACGCUUCUUCAUCUUCUGCUUCCACUUCCGUUCUGCCUUCAGGGUCUCUGGACGCACUAAAAGUUUGGAAUAGUGGGUGGUCUAGAUCAGCUGAAGGAAGCGGCGGUGCUCUUGCAUCCACAGGAAUCGGCGGUGACCUUGAGUCACCCACAUCGACACUUACAUUUUCGGAGAGUGUGCCGCCGAUUAUGACGGCCGGAGUCGGGGAGAAUCCAAUGCCUACGAUUGAGUUUGUUGGGAGUACUUCGGGCUCUUCGGAGGCCGGAAUGGUUAAAGAAGAAGGGGAUCAGCAGGAUUGGAAACGAUUGGAAAACUCGACCCAUUUGCCAGAAUACAAAGAGGGCAUGGAGAACUCGUUGUCUUUUACGUCUGGUGUUCAUGACAUGACAAUGUCCAUGGAAGGCACAUGGACUCCAGAAUCUUUGAGGACUAGUGGUGGUGGACAUGUUCACUUCGGAAAUGUGAUGGGAGUGGGGGAGGAGGGGUUCACUAAUCUUUUGCUUAACAACUCCGAGCGGAGUUUAUCAGACGGAGGUGAUGAUUCUGACAACGGCAGUGGCAGUGGCAGUGACUACUAUGAAGACAACAAGAAUUACUGGAAUAACAUACUUAAUUUGGUGAAUUCUCCGCCCUCCGAUUCACCAAUGUUUUGAGUUGAUCAUCUGUUUGCCAAAAAUGUCAGAGCCAUUAUUGUCAGAAAGUGAAGUAGACGUCCACAGUCCUCAAGCUAGCCAAGUGAAGAGCAAUUAAUUUGUUUUUUAGUUAUUAUUAUUAUGGAGAAAUGAUAUUGCCAAAGUAGUUUUGGUUGCUUCCACAAAAUUUGAUAUUAAAAACAAAGCAAUAAAAUGCUUCUCAUGUUUGAAAUGCUGUGAAAGCAACAUUACAGUUGUUGGCAAUCUGCUCUCUCAUAUAUAUAUAUAUAAAUUGUUCAUAGUUCA
This is a messenger RNA of Corylus avellana, 1627 nucleotides long. RefSeq names its product transcription factor MYB106. Lineage: Eukaryota; Viridiplantae; Streptophyta; Magnoliopsida; Fagales; Betulaceae. The record is from RefSeq and is a predicted model, not a curated record.